Lobosporangium transversale is the source of this 1380-nucleotide messenger RNA. Its product is annotated as beta-lactamase-like protein. The record is from RefSeq and is a predicted model, not a curated record. Gene Ontology annotation, biological process: snRNA processing. NCBI's taxonomy places the organism in Eukaryota, Fungi, Mortierellomycota, Mortierellomycetes, Mortierellales, Mortierellaceae. The transcript is spliced from 2 exons. Gene Ontology annotation, cellular component: nucleus. The annotation marks the transcript as partial.
AUGACCAUCCAAAUUGUGCCCCUCGGCGCAGGACAGGACGUAGGACGCAGCUGCAUCCUCGUUACUAUCGGUGGCAAGAAUAUUAUGCUCGACUGUGGCAUGCACAUGGGCUUUAAUGAUGAACGUCGAUUCCCAGACUUUUCUUACAUCUCUAAGACUGGCGAUUUCACUGAAAUGCUCGACUGUGUAAUCAUUUCCCAUUUCCAUCUUGACCACUGCGGUGCUCUACCCUUUUUUACAGAGAUGUGCGGAUAUGAUGGCAACAUUUACAUGACACAUCCAACCAAAGCUAUCUGUCCUAUUUUACUUGAGGACUAUCGCAAGAUCACUGUCGACCGCAAGGGUGAACGUAACUUCUUUACCAGUCAGGAUAUCAAAAAUUGCAUGAAAAAGGUUAUUGCCGUCAAUCUGCAUCAGACCAUCAUGGUUGAUGAUGACUUGGAAAUUUGUGCCUACUAUGCCGGACAUGUUCUUGGUGCUGCCAUGUUUUAUAUCCGUGUAGGUGAAGAAUCCUUAGUCUAUACAGGCGACUACAAUAUGACACCGGAUCGGCACUUGGGGAGUGCUUGGAUUGACAAAGUGCGACCCGACGUCUUGAUCACGGAAUCAACUUAUGCCACCACUAUUCGCGACUCGAAGCGAUCAAGAGAGAGAGACUUUUUGAAAAAAGUUCAUGACUGCGUUGCUGAUGGGGGCAAUGUUAUCAUCCCUGUCUUUGCACUGGGUCGUGCACAAGAGCUUUGUAUCUUGAUUGAAACAUAUUGGGAGCGUAUGGACCUCAAAGUCCCGAUCUACUUCUCUGCAGGACUCACGGAAAAGGCAAACCACUUUUAUCGACUUUUUAUCAACUGGACCAAUGAAAAGAUCAAGAGUACGUUUGUGCACCGCAACAUGUUUGAUUUCAAGCAUAUCAAGGCUUGGGAUAGGUCCUACAUGGAUUCACCAGGUCCUAUGGUUGUCUUCGCCACUCCAGGAAUGCUGCACAGCGGAACAUCACUUGAGCUUUUCAAGAAAUGGGCCCCUGAUCCCAAGAAUAUGGUCAUCAUGCCUGGUUAUUGUGUCGCAGGGACAGUUGGAUCCAAGGUCUUGGCUGGCGAAAAAAAGAUUCAAAUUGAUGCUUUUAAUUCUGUAGAUGUCAAUUUACAGGUCAAGAAUCUAUCAUUCAGUGCACACGCAGAUGCAAAGGGCAUUAUGCAGUUGAUUCGGCAAUGCGAGGCCAAGAAUGUAGUCUUGGUUCACGGUGAAAAGAGCUCCAUGGGAUUCUUAAAAUCUAGGAUCAUGACUGAAUUUGGCAUCCCUUGCUUUGACCCUGCCAACGGCCAAACUAUCAGCAUUGAGACUAGUCAUGUUAUUCCUAUCGAAAUGUCAGCUAGCCUACUG